AAUCCUAACAGAAUUUCGGAAUUUUUCCGAUCAGACAACAGGGGACAUAAAAUUUAAGCAGCAGGAGUGAAAUGUCAAUUAAGGAUUGCAAAUUAAGUACUAAUAAUAGUUAAAAUAUAGCGAAUUGUUCUAAUUAAUUGACUUCAGAAGUUUGGUAAAACUUCAAUGUUAGUGUAAUAAAGGAAAAACAUCUGACAUCCAAGGGAAUAUCGCGGUGAAAACUAAAGUUCAAGUUGCACUUGUUUCAGAUAGUUGUUGUCCCGGAAUUAGGAUAAUAAAAUUUCUGGGAGGAUACAAGUCUAUUGAAGUUGUUAGUAAUGGAACCGCCUUGUACAUUUCAUCAUUGCGAUGAGGCUGUGAUCGCUACUAACGACGAUGCCAGCGAUUGUAAACGUUGUGCAGUUCGAUUGGGAUAUUGGAAGGAUGACUAUAUUGGAUAUUUUGUUCGAAAUCAAGAUAGAAAAGCUCCAGAGAUUAAUCGAGGCUAUUUCGCCCGAGUUAAAGGCGUCGAAAUGUGUAUAGAAAAGUUUCUGAAGAAAACUGAUGGAAAUUGCCAAAUCAUAAACCUUGGGUGCGGAUUCGACACACUAUAUUUUCGGCUGAAGGACACACCACAUCAAGUGAAGAAUUUUAUAGAAUUAGAUUUUCCAACGGUUACAGCUCGAAAGUGCUAUACAAUUAAACGCAAUAAAGCACUGCUAGCGAAAAUCCAUGAUGAGGAUGGUGAAGUUCGUCUUAGCACAACAGACUUGCAUGGCCCCAGCUAUCACCUGAUGGGCGUAGACCUACGAAAUCUUGACGAAUUAGACAAUAAGCUGCAACAAGCAGAAAUUGACUACAAACUUCCUACGAUAUUUCUUGCGGAAUGUGUGUUGGUUUACAUUGAAGCCCAAAAUUGCAAGAAUUUACUAAAAUGGAUUUCUAGCAAAUUUAUCACUGCAGUAUUUGUCAACUAUGAGCAGGUCAAUAUGAACGACAGAUUCGGAGAAGUGAUGUUGAAUAACUUACGCAGUAGAGGUUGUAGUUUAGCUGGUGUUGAAUCAUGUAUUUCUUUGGAUACCCAAAUAGGUCGAUUCCUGGAAUGUGGGUGGAACGGAAGUCGAGCAUGGGAUAUGGUACAGGUUUAUCAAAGUAUAUCCCCUGCAGAGAGACAACGGGUUGAAAGACUGGAGAUGCUUGAUGAAGCAGAGCUUCUUACACAGUUAUUCCAACAUUAUUGCCUUGUCAUUGCUUGGAUAGGUGAACUAUUUCAAGACAUUGAAAUAACAGUCGAAAAGCGUAUGUCAUCAUUGAACAUCGAUUGAAGGAGGUUUAGCAGUUACACACAAAUUUAAUGUGAACCACAGACCCAGUGUAAUACAUUGUAUGGAAUGAUGCUACUCGUCAUUGCUUAGUUAUCCCGGGAGAACUGUAUAAACAACUGCUACUUUUAUAAACGUUAUUUUUAUAUUAAAUGAAAAGUUUCAUGGCUAAUUGUGUACUUUAAAAUUGAACUAUUUAAAAUAUAGUUUUCCUGUUUGUAAGAUAUAAGCGAAUUAGCAAGAUACAUUUUUUAUGUAAUUUAUAUGUAAAAAUUUGUAACCAUCCAAAACAAAAAAUCCAUGUUAUAAUAUUUCUAAGUGUUAACAAAAUUUUUCUUAUGUUUACUUCCACAACUUAACAUCAUAUUUUUCUCCAUCCAGGUAUUUAUCUUAAUGUGUGCGGUGGUCAUCACUUAACAAAAUAAUCAAAAUUAAUACUGGUAAAGCUGAUGAGUUUAAAAAUCAAUUCAAUAUAGUAUAUGUAUAUGUGUAUAUGUAAGAGAAUAUUUUGAAGAUGGUAUAGAAAACUCCUUAAAUAAAAGUGUUUGCAUUGUAA
Molecule: messenger RNA, 1857 nt
Organism: Bactrocera dorsalis (oriental fruit fly)
Lineage: Eukaryota; Metazoa; Arthropoda; Insecta; Diptera; Tephritidae
Product: leucine carboxyl methyltransferase 1
Exons: 5
Coding region: 318-1304 (328 amino acids)
Biological process (GO): C-terminal protein methylation
Cellular component (GO): cytosol
Molecular function (GO): protein C-terminal leucine carboxyl O-methyltransferase activity
Source: RefSeq, a predicted model, not a curated record